AAAACAGAAAAUGCUGGAAACACUCAGCAGAUCAGGUGGAAAAGUCAAUCUUUUAGGUCGAAGACUAUCGGAAAGAUUUUGCCGUAUUUCCAGCAUCUACAGUCUCUGACUUUCAUUUUAUAGAGGGAUUGCUUUAUUUGGUUCGCGUAUUUUCCGAUGUGCAAAAUCGGGGAAUAUACAUUUUAUUAAAAUUAAAUGGUGGUCUGCUGUAAAGUGAACUCCGCUCCGAAAAGAAAACGCCACAUAGACGGGCUGGAAGAGAUGGUGUUUGAUUGACUGAUUGUGUGAUGAGUGGGCAGGGACCCUGACGGCGGCGAUGGCUGUAUAUAAUCGUGGGGGAUGGUUGUUCUUCGUCGUCUUUAUGUUAGUUGUUGCAGAUAGUCUGGCGUUGGGGAGAGGUUACUGACGAUUUUGGCAACAAUCAGUUACCACAUAAUGACUGUGCCAUAAACAGCUUCAUUAGGUGGUCCACCCAAUUCUCAGUCUCCUCAACAGGAAAUGUCUUUAAACCACUUACUGCGUCUGGGUGUCAGUGUACGGCAUCUGAAGACUGAUGUUCAAGGAUGGAGACCAUGGCAAAAUUAUAUAAAGCAGCUUUUACCUUCAAUAACUGUACGAUGGUGUCAUCAUGGUGUUUCAGACUCUUUGAACUGUUCAUGGUUGAUGCAUGACAAACACUUGGAAUUGAAGUAUUCUGAUUUGGUGAUGCAUUUUGAUUAUGUCUGGCUCCGGGAUCAUUGCCGCUCUGCAUCAUGUUUCAACUCAAAAACCAAUCAACGGAGCCUAGAUACAGCCCAAGUGGAUUUGGCUAUCAAGCCAAUAAACAUACGUUCAGAUAAUGCUACUAUCUACAUAACUUGGCCAGAUAAUCAUAUGACCAAGUAUGGGUUGUCAUGGUUGGUAAAACAUUCAUUUGAAGCCCAGAAACAGACUGUUCAAAAGCGCAUUCUUUGGAAUGCUGCUGUUUAUAAAGAAGCACAAAUGCCUUAUAUUACUUAUAAUUCUGUGAUGGAAUCUGAUGAGGAACUAAAACAUUUCUUGGAGACCUUCCUGCUUUAUGGAGUCUGUUUUAUUGAAGAAGUUCCUGUGAGCAUUGAGGCAACAGAAGCUGUAGCUUUGCGUGUUGGCUUGAUCAGGGAGACCAUUUAUGGCCGCAUGUGGGAGUUUACUUCUGACUUCUCGCGUGGUGACACUGCUUACACAAAAAUGGCACUUGAUCGGCAUAUAGACACGACUUAUUUUCAGGAACCUUGUGGAGUACAGUUGUUUCACUGUCUGAGGCAUGAUGGAACUGGCGGAAGAACUCUGUUGGAAGAUGGUUUUAAUGCUGCAGAAAAUGUACGGAAACAAAGUCCUGAUAACUUUGAUUUACUCACUAAGGUGCCAAUCAAGCAUGAAUACAUAGAGAAUGUAGGACAAUGUCACAAUCACAUGAUUGGAAUUGGACCAAUUCUGAAUGUUUAUCCAUGGAAUAAUGAAUUGUAUUUGAUAAGAUAUAACAAUUAUGAUAGAGCCAUUAUUAGCACAGUGCCUCAUGAUGUAGUCCACCAAUGGUACAUUGCACACAGAGCCCUUACUACAGAACUCAGGAAGCCAGAGAAUGAAGUAUGGGUGAAGCUAAAGCCUGGAAAGGUUCUAUUUAUAGAUAACUGGAGAGUCUUGCAUGGACGUGAUGCAUUCACUGGCUACCGACAACUAUGUGGAUGUUAUCUGAUGAGAGAUGAUGUGCUGAAUACUGCAAGAUUCCUUGGCAUCCAGAUUUAAAAAUGCUAUUCAACUUGAAGACAAAUUAUGGGGCAAGAAUUCUGGCUCCUUGAUGAUUUUUAGAUGCAAUUAAUGAAGCAUGUACUCUUACUAAGUUACUGAAAUUGAUUGAAUUAUUGCAUUGAUUGAACUAUUUUUCCAAUAAACUUGUAUUUUAUCUUCAUUGCACAAUUAAUACCACUUGCAUUUGUAAGAUUUGGUGCUUGGCUGUUUGUCACCUUUCAACCAUAGCUUCUUCGUCUAGCCCACUCAGUAAGAAAACUUGGCUUCCAGAUGUUCACAUGAAGUAGAACACAACUGCAGAGAACGAAUUGUUUAAGAAACUUUUAGCGUUGGGGAGAAAAGGAAAGGUCUUGUGUGAUUUGGUUUGCACAUAAGGAAAGAUGUCUUCAUAAAUUAUAUCUGUGGUUAAGUGAAGAGUACUCGUGACUGAGACAAAUCAUCACAGUCAGCACUAAAGUAGUGUUUGUAGUCAAGGAUUUAAUCUUUCAAACAGAGACCCUAUCUGGAGGUAGCCUAUCUGGAGGGAAAGGAGUAUUGUCCUGUGCAAUAUCUAUUUCUAAAUCACCAUCACCCAAUCCAGAAACUGGUAAUUCACAUAUUGCUAUUUAAGUUUGCUGUGCUGCCCUGUUUCUUCCUUACUGUAGGUGCAGUUCAGAAAUAUUGACGGGGAGCUUUGGCUAUAUUAAGAUGAAUUUAUUCUGUCAGUGCAGGUUUUCCUACUUUCCUAGAUUUUUCUGGCUGUGGAGCACUUGAGGGACUGAGUCAUAGGGAGAGACUGGACAAGUUAGGACUAAGUACAGGAAACUAAGAAGUGAGUGAUUUUUAAUGAUUUUCCUAUGUAUCCAUUAAUUCCAUUUGACAUUUUGAUUUUGUUUUCCAAAGGCAUCUUUUGCACCUUUGAUGUUUUUGAUUGAUUGUUAUAAGGAGAUUUAUGAAUGCUCUGUUUUCAAUUAUUCAAAAGAGCUUUCAGCCAUUUAAAAACAUGAUUUCAGAAUGUAUACAGUCAAACUUCUGUAGUAUUAAAUUAAACCCAGAAAAGGUUAUUGUA
Hypanus sabinus (Atlantic stingray) is the source of this 2815-nucleotide messenger RNA. It is a transcript of the gene tmlhe, whose product is annotated as trimethyllysine hydroxylase, epsilon. The coding region runs from base 499 to 1764 and encodes 421 amino acids. Gene Ontology annotation, molecular function: iron ion binding; trimethyllysine dioxygenase activity. Gene Ontology annotation, biological process: carnitine biosynthetic process. NCBI's taxonomy places the organism in Eukaryota, Metazoa, Chordata, Chondrichthyes, Myliobatiformes, Dasyatidae. The transcript is spliced from 9 exons. Gene Ontology annotation, cellular component: mitochondrion. The record is from RefSeq and is a predicted model, not a curated record.